This is a messenger RNA of Salvia hispanica, 1145 nucleotides long. RefSeq names its product karrikin insensitive 2 receptor IA-like. The record is from RefSeq and is a predicted model, not a curated record. NCBI's taxonomy places the organism in Eukaryota, Viridiplantae, Streptophyta, Magnoliopsida, Lamiales, Lamiaceae.
AAGCCACCGCCUUCCCGCUACAGCCAAAACUAGGCCACAAAUCCCAAACUCACCAUUCCUCCAUUUCCCCAAACCGAUUCACAAAACAAAAUUGAAAAAAAAAAAAAUUAAAAUCAAAGCAAAUGGCGAGCUCGAUCGCAGAAGCGCACAACGUCCGCGUGCUAGGCAGCGGCGACACCGUGGUGGUCCUAGGGCACGGGUUCGGAACCGAUCAGUCGGUGUGGAAGCACCUGAUCCCGCACCUGGUGGACUGCUACAAGGUGAUCGUGUACGACCACAUGGGCGCCGGCACCACCAAUCCCGAUUACUUCGACUUCGACCGCUACUCCACCCUUGAAGGCUACGCCUACGACCUCCUCGCCAUCUUGGAGGAGUUCGGAGUCCAGAAGUGCAUCUACGUCGGCCACUCGCUCUCUUCCAUGGCCGGCGCCAUCGCUUCCAUUUUCCGCCCCGAUCUAUUUCACAAGCUCAUCAUGCUCUCCGCCUCCCCAAGGUUCUUGAACACGGGGGAAAUAAAUGCGAUACAGUUUAGCUCAAGCUUUAAUUUUGAUAGGUUCUUGAACACGGGGGACUACUUCGGAGGGUUCGAGCAGGAGGACAUCAACGAGCUGUGUGGCGCGAUGGAGACGAACUACAAGUCGUGGGUGUCGGGGUUCGCGCCCCUGGUGGUGGGGGGCGACAUGGAUUCAGUGGCGGUGCAGGAGUUCAGCCGGACGCUGUUCAGCAUGCGGCCGGAUAUAGCGCUGAGCAUGUUCAGGAUGAUAUUCACGUUCGACCUGAGGCACUUCCUCGAGCGCGUGACUGUACCGUGCCAUAUCAUCCAAAGCUCCAAGGACUUGGCCGUGCCGGUCGCGGUGGCCGAGUAUAUCCACCAGAAUCUCGGCGGGAAGUCCAUCGUCGAGGUGGUCCCUACAGAGGGUCAUCUGCCACAGCUCAGCUCGCCGGAGCUCACCAUCCCAGUGCUGGUACGCCAUAUACAGCAUGAUAUUGUAGAUGGUGAUCAUUGAUGAGCCGUCGACCGAGAAAUAAAUGUUCGUGACAUUUCAUGCUUUGUUUGGUUUAUUUUUUCCAUUUUGGCCUAAUGGUUGGAUAUUGGAUUAUCGUGGCAACUUUCGUAUGAGGAAUGUCAAGGGAACAUUUCUCAA